Filobasidium floriforme is the source of this 1320-nucleotide messenger RNA. RefSeq names its product pyridoxal phosphate-dependent transferase. The coding region runs from base 1 to 1320 and encodes 439 amino acids. The transcript has 11 exons. Gene Ontology annotation, molecular function: pyridoxal phosphate binding; L-kynurenine:2-oxoglutarate transaminase activity. Lineage: Eukaryota; Fungi; Basidiomycota; Tremellomycetes; Filobasidiales; Filobasidiaceae. The record is from RefSeq and is a predicted model, not a curated record. Gene Ontology annotation, cellular component: mitochondrion; cytoplasm. Gene Ontology annotation, biological process: biosynthetic process.
AUGCAAUCGCUCUCGAAGACUAGCUGGUCCGCGAAGAAGCAGAGCCAAAAGCUCGCCGAUGGGGGUGCUGAUAAGCUGGAUGUAUGGAGUAUCUUUACACCUGCCAACAUGCCUCCUGACGCUAUCAACCUGGGUCAGGGAUUCAUGAACUGGAACCCUCCUGAGUGGGUCAGGGAUGCUUCAGCCAAAGCCAUGAAUAGCGAUGUGAUGAGCAACCACUACUCUCACCCUCGAGGCCGACCCAGACUGCUCAAGGCUAUUAGCUCGCACUACUCGCCGCAAUUCGAGAACCUGACCCGGGAGAACAGACAGUUGCGACCGGAGGAGAUCGUUGUCACUGCUGGAGCCAACGAAGGAAUGUACGCCGCUCUUCUAGCCUUCCUCAACAAGGGCGACGAAGUCAUCUGUAUCGAGCCCUUCUUCGACCAAUACCUCGCGUCGAUCAUUUUCAACGGUGGGAAGCCCGUCUACGUGCCGUUGCAUCCUCCCGAGGCUCCCGAAGACGGCAGCUUUGUCAAGAGGACUGGGGCGGACUGGAAGCUGGAUCUGAAGGAGUUUGAUGCCGCUUUCACGGACAAGACCAAGGUCGUCAUCAUCAACACCCCUCACAACCCGUCUGGAAAGGUCUUUUCGCCAGAAGAGUUGACCGCGAUCGCCGAGAUCUGCACUAAGCACGAUGUGCUCGUCUUGGCUGACGAAGUCUACGACUGCUUGACUUUUGACGGAACUGAGCAUGUCAGGAUCGCUGCUCUGCCUGGCAUGUGGGAGAGGACCUUGACUGUUGGAAGCGCUGGAAAGUCGUUUGCCGCUACUGGUUGGCGAAUCGGCUGGCUUAUCGGACCCGCCGAGCUCACACUCGCCACCCUGCAAGCCUCGACAAGGAUCAUCUUCUGUACCAACUCGCCCUUGCAAGAAGCCGUCGCCGAGGGCCUCGAACUCGCCAAUGAGAAGCGAUUCUUCCCGGACCAGAUCGAGGCUUACCAGGAGCGAAGAGACGUCCUUUGUUCCUACUUUGAGCAGCUCGGAUUGAGCUUCACCUUGCCCCAGGGGUCUUACUUUGUCCUGGUCGACAUGAGCAAGGUUAAGGUGCCCGAGGGAUAUGAUUUCCCCGAGGUCGUCAAGGGACGAGGCAGGGAUUUCGAGACUUGUUGGUUCAUGGCACAAGAGCUCAAAGUCGUCGGUAUUCCUCCUUCCGAGUUCUACUGCCGAGAACACUUGCAGUUCGGCGAAAAGUUCGCUCGAUUCGCUUUCUGCAAGGACCUCGACACCCUGCAUGCCGCUGGAAAGAGACUGCUCGGUCUCAAGAAGUACAUCCAGUGA